Chanos chanos (milkfish) is the source of this 519-nucleotide messenger RNA. It is a transcript of the gene tdgf1, whose product is annotated as teratocarcinoma-derived growth factor 1. The transcript is spliced from 6 exons. The coding region runs from base 1 to 519 and encodes 172 amino acids. Lineage: Eukaryota; Metazoa; Chordata; Actinopteri; Gonorynchiformes; Chanidae. The record is from RefSeq and is a predicted model, not a curated record.
AUGAGCCGGAGGAGAUUACUCCUGUCUGCAGUAGUUGCUUUCCAGGCUAUUGAGGCGGGCUCAGGCUGCAGUGGAUCAGAAUGUGGCAGAAAUGUCAAGUACCUGAAGCAGUUCAAUGAGAUGAACGCUCCUAGUGCGGGACGCCAACAUCGCGAUGCCGGGUCCGUUUUGCCUUUCGUUGGGCUCACUGGAAGCGAUAAACAAAGCCGCAACUGUUGCAAAAACGGCGGAACAUGCAUAUUGGGAAGCUUUUGCGCUUGUCCCAAACACUUCUCGGGACGCAGCUGUGAAUAUGAUGAACGUGUAAGGGAUUGCGGCGCUAUUCCACAUGGGGAGUGGGUCCAAAAAGGAUGUUCUUACUGCAGAUGUGGAUACGCAGUCCUGCACUGUUUCCCUAAAAUCUUUAGCGCCGACUGUGAUGACUCCCAGGAAGUUCUGUGGUUUCAUUCACAUGCAGUCAGGAUGUUGUCAACUGAAUUUCUUCUGUGUCUUGCACUCUUCCUAUCACUUCUCCUCUGA